Molecule: messenger RNA, 579 nt
Organism: Trachymyrmex septentrionalis
Lineage: Eukaryota; Metazoa; Arthropoda; Insecta; Hymenoptera; Formicidae
Product: astakine-like
Exons: 2
Coding region: 132-428 (98 amino acids)
Source: RefSeq, a predicted model, not a curated record
GUUUCUCAGUCGACAAGUCAAAACUCGAUCGCUCUAAAAAAAUCGCUGCUUCAUUCGACGAUUGUUCCUGAUCGGACAUCUCGCACACGGAAACACGUCCUUUUACGCCAUCAGAUCAGAACGCGGAGAGAAUGCAGCGGUAUAAAACGAUGCGCUCAUCAGUUCGCGCAAUCAUACGUCGAGCAGUGUCGGCAAGUAGUGGACCACGAUUCAUAACGACAGGUUCUUUAGGGCCUACAAGGUACACAAAACCGACUUGUAUGCCAUUUCAACAGAAAGGUGAACAAUGCCGAGUAAACGCUGAGACUAUUACGACCAAUUUGACUUACCCGGACACUUCGGAAAUCGCUGUUAAAGAUAUUCACUACAUCUUGUGUCCUUGCGCUGACGGAUUAUUCUGUAAUCCAAAACGCGGCAUUUGCAAGUAGAAUUUUCUGUCAAUCAAAGAGACCGGAAAUAUCAUAACUAUCAUGAUUAUAUGGGGUCAAAUAUUUCGAGGAAAGAAACAAGUAACAUUGAGGAAAUAUUUUCAAUUAUAUGUUGACAGUAAUAGUAGACCGAAAAUAUUCACGAGAAAUU